Messenger RNA from Adineta steineri, 1401 nucleotides. The record is from the annotation of a GenBank genome assembly. Lineage: Eukaryota; Metazoa; Rotifera; Eurotatoria; Adinetida; Adinetidae.
AUGACUAGUAUUCGUAAUGCACCAGUCGAUAUUGCAUCAAAUCGUAUUUUACAAUAUUUACGAACACAUAAUUAUGAUGAUUGUGCAAUUUAUAUUAAUCGUCUUAAUUCAAAUACAUUCCGUAAAAUUUUAACAACUGAUUUAUCAUUCGAUGCAUUAUUAGCUCAAUUACCAUUUUCAAUUGAAAUCUUUGAAGUAAUCUAUUCAAAAAUAUUCAUCAUUGAUCCAGAUACAUUUCCUCUUCGAAUACUUAAACCCGAACAACUUAUAUCAAAUAUGAUCAGUAUCUUUGCAUCAUCUUCGACAUCAUCAAUAAUUCAAAAACAAUCCAAAGAAAAACUUAUUGAUAAUGAACGUUUAUUAAGUAAUCUUGCUAGUAUACUUCGUAUUAUAUCUUAUGUUCAACCAAUAUUAUUUAAACGUCUCUUACGUCAAAAAGAAACAAUGGAUGAAUGUAUACUUUAUUUUGAACAACGUCAAUCGAAUAAUACAAUAAAUAAUUCAAGUUUAAUGCGAUCAACAUCUUUAACAUAUAUUAAUCUUGAAGAAACUUUACGUCAUGAAUUAGAAACAACCAUUACUUGUUGUCAACAAGCAUUACAUAAACUUGGAACAAAAACAAUAUCAAUAACGAUGCCAUCCGUUCCAUUAUCAGUUCAUUCAACGCCAGCAACGCCUAGAAAACAUACUUCAAUGCGUUCAUCGACAACAGAUGUAUCAUCAACAAUAACUAUUUCAACAGCAAAUACAUUAGAUGAUAUACAAAAGCGUCUUUAUCAACAUAAAGCUAUAUUAAAUUUAAUUGAACCUUAUUUAUCACGUACAAAACUUUAUGCAAUUAUAACUAAUCUUACUUAUAAAAUUUCAAUUGAUAAACAAAUUUUAUUAGCUUAUUCGAAUAUAAAAAUACAUGAAAAACAAAUUCAAUUUGGUGAACCUUUAUUACCAUUAUUUAAACGAUUUGCUUUUGCAUAUGAACGUAUUAUUCAAUUGUGGAGACGCGUAACUGACAGUACAUUAAUUGACGACUGCACUGAUGAUAUUGUGAUUGAUGAUACGACUGUCAGAGGUGUCAGUGGUUCUGGUGGAAUAUGUUUCGAACGAUUACGAUCUGACAAAGAUCAAUUGACACUGUAUUUUACAUCUUUGUCUCGUUCUCCUAAAUUUUCUUCAUCAUCGCCAUUACCACCACCAUCAUCAUCAUCUCGUCUAAUGUCGAAUAGAUCAUUCAGAUUACCAUCUCAUCGUAUUUUACGUGUUGAAAAUGAACUUAAACCAUAUAAAGAUGAUAUGGCUGUUAAAAAUGGACAAUUCAGUAAGUUAAUUUUUCAAUUAAAUCUUAUUUCGUACUCAGAAAAUUAUAACAAAAAUUUUGUUAAAUAUUAUCAUUGUGUAAUAUGA